GGUCUUUCUUCUAGGUACAUUUGGAGAAACAGGGGAGAACCUGAUCCGAGUGUGGGUACAUGUAUCGUAACCACAUUAGACUGCAUACGCAGAAGUUGGUACCCACCUACCUAAAGUAACCUUAGAACUCCAGCGCUAUCUCUAAGUGGCGACUACCUACUACAGCUCUUCCAAAACGAGGCGACAUCAUACAUCCGGCAGGCUAAGAGCUGAAGAUCUUCAGGCACUGGCAGUUGCAAUCCAAAUGCAGUAUCACACUCUCUUUUCUUCCCAUGAUGAUUUUAAAGUUCAACCUCUUAUUUCAAUUAAGAUUACAAGCGACAUAAGCCGGCGGAAUAAUCAAACCGUUUAGGGGAAUCUCAACUUCAAUUAGACUUAUUUCUGGUACCAAUAUAACGAUAUUGCCCGCCAAAAUGGCGGCUGAGGACAACCAAGAAAAUCCCGAGGAAGCAGAUAUUCUGAAAGAAACAAGCUUCAAAGGGAGGCUUCAAUUGAAGGAUUUCAUGUAUGCAGGAACAGGAUCCGACCCAUCGUCAUUGUCACCAAGGCGUAGCCAAAGACUGUCAGCGCCUCAGUCUGCCGCUUCAUCGCAGUCCUCGUCAGCAAUACCAACAUCGCCUCUGAAAUCUAAAAAGCGAAAAAUAAAAUCAGAAGCAUCAGAUACAGAGGACAACACCAAUAGCACCAAUGGAUAUAAAUCUAAAUCCAAAAAAUCCACCACCAAAACGUCCACCCCAUCACCCAAAAAACGCAUCCGCAAACCCUCCUCCUACGCCCCGCCCUCAACAUACGCACACCUUCCCCUCCUCCCAGACGCCCUAGCACCAAACCUGCUCAUUCUCUUCAUCGGUCUAAACCCCGGGAUCCGCACAGCGCAGACCGGACACGCAUACUCACACCCAUCAAACCUAUUCUGGAAGCUCCUCCACAGCUCCGGCAUAACACCCAUCCGAUGCCGCGCGCACGAGGACCAAUCGAUGCCGGCGCGGUACGCGCUCGGCCACACUAACAUCGUGGCGCGCCCCUCGCGCAACGGCGCGGAACUGAGUAAGGGGGAGAUGGAUGAGGGUGUUGCGGUGCUGGAGGAGAAGUGUAGGAGGUGGAGACCCGAGGUUGCUUGUGUGGUUGGGAAGAGUAUUUGGGAGAGCGUGUUUCGCGUUCGUCAUGGACGUGCGAUUGGGAAGGGUGAGUUUAACUAUGGGUGGCAGGAGGAGAGGAUGGGGGUUGUGAAGGAGGGUAAGGAGGUUAAUGGGGUGAAGGAGGAGCCGUGGGAGGGAUCGAGGGUUUUCGUGGCGACUAGUACGAGUGGACUUGCGGCUACGCUGAGGCCGGAGGAGAAGGAGAGGAUAUGGAAGAUUUUGGGCGAUUGGUGCGUCCAGAGGAGGAAGGAGAGAGCGGAGGUGAAAAAAGAAGACGAUGGCGAAGCUCUUGUUAAGGACGAGCCGCUUGACACGAAAUAAAGAAUGUGUCCCAGCGCUUACCGGGGAGGCCAAUAGCAUAUAGCGACGUUUGCUGAUUCAUUUGUGGGAGAUACCCCUUGCAGAUAUAUACCGUUUACUCGGUCUGAAUUGCUUCGCGAGCAGAAAAUCUAUGCUCAGCUUAUUUAAUUAUAUAACCC
Hypoxylon trugodes is the source of this 1618-nucleotide messenger RNA. RefSeq names its product DNA glycosylase. Gene Ontology annotation, molecular function: mismatch base pair DNA N-glycosylase activity. Gene Ontology annotation, biological process: base-excision repair, AP site formation. The record is from RefSeq and is a predicted model, not a curated record. Lineage: Eukaryota; Fungi; Ascomycota; Sordariomycetes; Xylariales; Hypoxylaceae. The coding region runs from base 414 to 1460 and encodes 348 amino acids. The transcript has a single exon.